GGCGUUGACGCGGUGAAACAUCUUGCCGAAGUAUUGCUUCUUUGACGGGAGGAGACGUUACCCUCUAUGUGACCUGGACGUAAUAGCCGCGGUGCAUCGCGCGCGACUGGGACCUGCUGUCCUGAGAGUGUUGGGCUGAGCUUGUCCGGGUCCGAGUCCUCCCGCGUUAGUCGUAUUUAUGACGGAUUGUUGUUCUACUUUGAGUGCUAACGGGAACCUGAGGUCGGGGAGACAUGGUGGGCUAUGACCCCGGGGCUCAGGGUGCAGCUCUCAGCCCGGAGCAGGCAGCCCUGGCUGGGUCAUCCGCUGGGAUGGUCACUCGAGCCCUCGUCAGCCCGUUCGACGUCCUCAAAAUCAGAUUUCAGCUGCAGAUUGAGCGAGUGUCUUCACAGAAGCCGGAGGGGAAGUACUGGGGUUUAUUUCAGGCAGCGCGCUGCAUUCAUUCCGAGGAGGGGCUCUCUGCUUUCUGGAAGGGCCACAUCCCGGCACAGCUCCUGUCCAUCUGCUUCGGGGCUGUCCAGUUUGCCAGUUUUGAGUGUCUGACCGAGGCGGUCCACGUGUCGACAGCGUAUGACAGCCAGAGAGCAGGAGUUCACUUUGUAUGCGGUGGCCUGGCUGCCUGCACUGCUACAGUGGCCUGCCAGCCCCUGGACACGCUGCGGACACGCUUUGCAGCUCAGGGAGAACCCAAGGUGUACAGGAACCUGCGACAUGCCGUGUCUAGCAUGUGCCGCUCCGAGGGAGUACUGACUUUUUAUCGUGGACUGUCUCCAACACUCAUGGCGGUGUUUCCGUACGCUGGGCUGCAGUUCUUCUUCUACAAUGUCUUUAAAAAGCUGUUGGCUCCACCGCCCAAAGCUGGAAACUCGGGGGGAAACCUGAGAAGCCUGGUCUGUGGCAGUGGAGCUGGAAUGAUCAGCAAAACAAUCACAUACCCCUUUGACCUCUUCAAGAAGAGACUGCAGGUGGGGGGCUUCGAGGCAGCCAGACUUCGCUUUGGACAGGUGCGGAGUUAUAGCGGCCUGGUGGACUGCAUGGUUCAAAUAGCCAAAGAGGAGGGCGCCCGUGGCUUCUUCAAAGGCCUCUCACCCAGCCUCGUGAAGGCCGCACUGUCCACCGGCUUCACCUUUUUUUGGUAUGAAUUUUUCCUCAAUGCCAUGCGUAACCUGAAGGAGAGAGGAAGAGAAUAAAAGACCUCACCAAAGACCUAGAGGAAAGAUGAUGAAAGGAAAAAGUAAGGAUGGCAUAAAUACGCACAUCAGAAAUACACUUAUGCCUUGUUCUUUGCACUUAACAAAUCGGUCAACUGGGUUGAUGUUUGGUGGUGGUUUUAUUGUGUUUACAUAUAAGGAUGGGAAAACACAACCUCAUUUUACUUGUUUUUGUGCUGUCAUUAGACCUUGUGUUGUACUUGCAUUGCAUUUAAAAAAAAAAGUAUUUAAUAUGUUAUCCUGGGGUUUUUUUUAUGGAUGGUUGCUUGCUCUUCAAAGACACAAUAAUUGUCAUAACUUUUUUUUUUUUUUUGUUCAUACUGAAUUUUGCACAUUUUAAGCUCUGACUUACAUUAACAAGUCACAACUUUGCCGUCGUUGACUCAUUUUCAUGACGUUCAGUCAUUAAUUUGGAAAAGAGCAUUCAGCAAAAAAUGCUUUGGGGUUGUGUGGUGGUAUUGUGCAAAGAGAAAAACAUGAACACAUAAUAUAUUGACUAUAUUAUGUAUCCUGGUGGACAAAACAGUAUUCUCUUGGGUAAAGACCAAAUGCACUGCUGAUUAAGAGUUCAACUCUUAAGAGGGAUAGCAUUUGUGCCGACAUGUCUGUCCAUUACUGUAACUUG
Molecule: messenger RNA, 1836 nt
Organism: Xiphias gladius (swordfish)
Lineage: Eukaryota; Metazoa; Chordata; Actinopteri; Istiophoriformes; Xiphiidae
Gene: slc25a19
Product: solute carrier family 25 member 19
Exons: 7
Coding region: 234-1190 (318 amino acids)
Biological process (GO): thiamine pyrophosphate transmembrane transport
Cellular component (GO): mitochondrial inner membrane
Molecular function (GO): thiamine transmembrane transporter activity
Source: RefSeq, a predicted model, not a curated record